This is a messenger RNA of Hemicordylus capensis (graceful crag lizard), 6254 nucleotides long. Its product is annotated as poly(rC)-binding protein 3-like. Gene Ontology annotation, molecular function: mRNA binding. Gene Ontology annotation, cellular component: cytoplasm; nucleus. The transcript has 16 exons. The coding region runs from base 962 to 2299 and encodes 445 amino acids. Lineage: Eukaryota; Metazoa; Chordata; Lepidosauria; Squamata; Cordylidae. The record is from RefSeq and is a predicted model, not a curated record. Gene Ontology annotation, biological process: negative regulation of mRNA splicing, via spliceosome.
GCAGCAGCAGUCGCCGCCGCUGCUUCCGCGCACCACCUUGGCGCGGGAGGAGUGAACCAAGGAGCGCGCCUGCCUGCCUGCCUGCCUACCCUCUCUGCCGGAGCGGGAGCGCGGGCUGGGCUGGGGUUGCGAGAGCAGCAUCAGAAACCAGGAGCCAACCGUCGAAGCCUCCGCUGGCUGUGGCGGAGCAGCAGCAGACACCGAAAACAUUUGCCGCCGUAAAACCCUGGGAAUUACACCCUAAGAGCAGGACCCUCUGGAGGCCGCCAACAUUUAACCAGUUGGUUUCUUCUCUCCCCGCACCACCACCCACCCCCUGCCCGGUCCCGACCAUUUUCUUCUUCUCUUUGGUUAUUUUCCUCACUCCGGAUUCGCGGCUCUUUGCUGCUCAUUCAUCUCCCUGCUUGUUUUGGUUUCGACUAUUCUGCUCUGCUUCCAGCCACGUCUCGUGGCUUGCCAUACUGUACAGUCUUUGUGACAACGCAGCCUUGCUCCUUUCAGACCUCCCCCAACAACAACAACAACAACAACCUCUUGUUCAGCCAAGGCCUUUUUCUUCUCUACUAUGAGGAACAUAAAACAGACAUUCAGCACAAUACUGAUCUCUGAAAAAUGAUUUGAAGAGGUGGCGACCAAGCCUGAACAUAAGUAAUACUCCAACUUCACCUGACUAUUCAUUAGUUACAAGAAGGGAAACGUGUGAACAAUCACUUAGACGUUGCAUAGUCUGCUAGCAGGGAGAAGAAAAAGUGACUGAGAGAAGAAAAGUCAAGUUUCUUGCAGAGUUCCUACCUCCAGCAGAGGCAAGACCUGGAGGAAGAAGAAGAAGAAGAAGAGACGUGGUAGAAGUCUUCCUAUCUGCUAGCCAGGAGCUCCCUCCAAUUUAGAGCUGCAUGGGUUAAGUGAAGAAGAAAAAUCACUCUGAAUAGCGGUAUUCAACUACUGCAGAUAUUGGUCAAGAAUGAACACAAAGGAUCCCAAAGUGACAGAAGGGGGGCUUAACGUCACUCUCACCAUACGACUUCUUAUGCAUGGAAAGGAGGUCGGCAGCAUCAUUGGAAAGAAAGGUGAAACCGUUAAGAAGAUGAGGGAGGAGAGCGGUGCUCGAAUAAACAUCUCGGAAGGCUCCUGUCCGGAAAGAAUUGUAACAAUAACAGGCCCAACAGAUGCAAUUUUUAAGGCUUUUUCUAUGAUUGCACUAAAAUUUGAAGAAGAUAUCAAUGCUUCAAUGACAAAUAGCACGGUGACGAGCAAACCACCUGUAACACUGCGACUUGUGGUCCCAGCAAGCCAAUGUGGAUCCCUCAUAGGCAAAGGAGGAUCCAAAAUCAAAGAAAUCAGGGAGUCCACAGGGGCCCAAGUACAAGUUGCAGGGGACAUGUUACCAAACUCCACAGAACGUGCUGUAACUAUAUCGGGUACCCCUGAUGCCAUUAUUCAGUGUGUAAAGCAAAUCUGUGUGGUGAUGCUAGAGUCUCCACCCAAAGGUGCCACCAUUCCUUACCGCCCCAAACCUGCCUCUGCACCUAUAAUUUUUGCAGGUGGCCAGGUAAGAGCAGACACCAUCUUGGCUUCAGCUGGAAACCACACCGUCUUGGCCCAACCUCAGCCAGCGCCUGCAUUUACCAUUCAGGGGCAGUAUGCCAUCCCUCAUCCAGACUUGACCAAGCUUCACCAGUUGGCUAUGCAGCAUCCCCCCUUUACUCCCCUUGGGCAGACCACCCCUGGUUUCCCUGGAUUGGAUGCCAGUACACCAACCAGUUCCCAUGAGCUCACUAUUCCAAAUGAUUUAAUAGGUUGCAUUAUUGGCAGACAAGGCAGUAAGAUUAACGAAAUCAGGCAAAUGUCAGGAGCGCAGAUCAAGAUUGCAAAUGCUACAGAAGGUUCAGCAGAACGACAAGUAACAAUCACAGGAUCACCUGCAAAUAUCAGCCUAGCACAAUAUCUCAUUAAUGCAAGCUUAGAGAUGGCUAAAGUCAGCACCCAGACUGCUUCCGUCACGACCCCUGUUGACCUCAACAUGAACCUCUCUCAGUCUGCCACCCCUACCUCCACCCCCACCUCUGUGGCUGUCUUGGCGGCGGCAGCAGCUGCCUCCGUGGUUAACGUCAGUACCCCUCCCCCUUUACCAACCACCCACUAUGCUGUUCCUGUCUCCAGUCUGCUUGGCAUGAAAACUGUCCCACUCCUGGCACUAAAUGCCGCAGGGGCCACAGGGAAUUUAUCUGCUUAUACUGCCAAAAUUCCAUCAACGAGUGGGGUUAAGAAAUCUGACCGCCAGAAGUUUGCUCCAUAUUGAAAGAAUGAGACAAAAAAAAUGCAAGGUUUUUUUUCUCUCCAAAGCUCUACCAAGAUUCUACGAUAGAUUAAGGAAACAAUAUGGCAUCUUUUAAAAAUUUUCUGUUCAGUCGCUAGUGUUAAAUUGUUGCCGGUGCAAAUUGUCUUCCACUUUCCAUGACUAUUAAUGCACGUGCGCACAACUAGUUCCAACAGUCUCCUUGGGUUACUUUAAAUAUAGGAAAUAAAAACAGUAGUUAGCUAUCUUCCCAUAACCUCCUUUUAACUAAGUUUUUUUUUUUUUUUUAAGAAAUCAUUUAUUACCAAGAAACAAAUGCAGGAUAGAAAGCUAUCUUAUGCUAUCUUCUACAGAAGAUAACCCUUAAGCACCAUAACUGCUAGGGUGACUAAAGGUGGGACUCCUAUAUCUUUUAAUAUGUAUGAAGGAGAGGACAUUUGGGUAGGUGCAGCUUGUCAUGCCAGGAUGUGAGAAAUGACACUUGUUGACAUCCAUUUUAAUAGUUGUGCAAAAAAGCCAUUUCAGGGGCUUGUUUGCCUAAGCAUCUGCAUGCCCUGGAUCUUGUCAAAGUCUACUUCUUGUAUUCCUUCCAUGACUCUUAAUGCUAUCCUGCACAUUUGCACUUGUGCCACAAGUGUAGACAAUGCUUGAAAGAGAGGUGGAGGAAAAUUUUCUUUGCAACGUCACUGUGCAAAGUUACAUUUGCAUUGCAACAGAGCAGUCACGCAGCUGCACUAGAGCACUCUUGUGCAAUUUAAACAAUAGUGCACGUUUGCCCAUUAUUUCCAAGGGCCUUACUGUCAUGUAACUGUGUGCAGUUUUUGCAAUUAUACAAGAGUGCCCUUCUACAACUGCAUAAACUUACAUUAUUUAUUAUUAUUUAUUUAUUUAUUAGAGUUAUAUACUGCCCUUCCAAAAUGGCUCAGGGUGGUUCACAACAUGACACAAAUGUAACUGUGCACAGUGUGUCAGCCACUAUAAAUAGUAAAUUCUCUGCCAACUUACUUUGGAGUAAGUGAAGUUAGUGGGCCAACUAGAUGUCGAAUUGAGCUGCUAGUAACAGCUGACAUGAUGACCAUCCUGCAGCCUCUAUACCGGGCCACCCAGGUGCUGCUGCAAAUUUCAAAGGCAGCCUGCUUCAAAACCAUGUCAGGGCUGCCUGCGAAGUCUGCAGCAACCCUUGGGUGGCACAUUACAGAGGCAGUAGGUUGUCCAUCAGGUCAGCCAAUUAUCCCUUUUCUCCAAAGAAUUCUGAGACUUGUAGUUCUGUGAGGAGGGAUCUGGCAGAGGAUUUGCAGCUUCUUUACCAAAUUACAAUUUCCAGAAUUGUAGGGGAGAUACCAUGACAGUUAAAGCUCAUAAUCUGAAUAGGAUUAUGACCUCUUUAACCAACUCCUCAAUGUACAGUACUAGCAGAAGCCUCUGUUCCCUUCUCUUUACAGUGGCCUAUGACCAGUUGGGUCAUCUACUAUAAUGUCUUCACAUGCAAAGGCUACUAGGUGGUUACAUUUAAGAAGGGAUUUCAGAAACUCCAAUCUGGUAAAGCAAAAGAGAAUAGAUCUUCAGUAAUGUCAGGAACCUGCACUGUGAUCUACUCAUUUGUGACAAACUAAUAUUUAAAAAUAAAAUAAAAAAUCAGUUAUCAACCAGUAGCCUUUAAAAAUUAUUUUUGUGCACCAAUGAAAGCCAUAAGAAAACUGAAUGCAUCUUUUUUUCUAUGCUAUAUUUACAAGAGACUGCAGUUUACUCUUUUCUAUUUUCCUAAAUUAUGGUAAAUGGAUUGAAUGUUUAGGGAUUCCGUUAGCUGUGCACAGCUUCUGUACCAUCUUCAUUAUUCUGGCCACUCCACAGAGACUCCACACCUAUGUGCUGUUCAGGAAUCCCACACUAAUGUCACAGCAAUGAAUGGUGUGGAGACUCUGCAUUUGGUGAAGUCCUGCCUUUCUCUUUAGGUUCCCCAUUCCACGUACUUCUGCUUUGGCCUGCAUAGUUAAAACAGUUGUGCCUCUUUCUAAUUACACCUACAAGUCAAAGGUGUAACUACUCAGGUUUUUGUGUGUUUAUAUAACGUAACAACAGAUGGAAUUAGUUAGCAUGAGCAUCAGUAUCACUGAAAACCCCCUCUAUCUAAUUACACCUACAAAUCACAGGUGUAGCUACUCAGGUUUGUGAGAGAUUAUAUAACAUAAUUACAUAAGGAAUUAGUGAGCAUCAGUGUUCACAGGGAUGCCUUGCCCGUGUUCUAAGAUGCACACGUGGAUCAAGCAGGGUAUCAAUGAGACCCAAUAGGCACGACUGUGUUCCGAGUGUGCACCCAAGAACAUCCUGCCCCCCUCCCCUGUAAUCUCCAGAGGUCUCUGCAGCGCAGGGGUUUCUUUGGAAAUAAGCUAACAUAGAAAGGGUUCCUGGAAACUGUGAAAAACCACUGGUCAAAUUCAUUCUCAAUGCUAAAAAUUCAGUAGUUCUAGGGAGCAGGCUUACUCCCUUUAAAAGAUGCUGUGCAAACUAUAGUCGCAAAAUGUGUCAUCAGAAAAAUGUCCACAGAAGAUAAGUCACCUCAUUUGCUAUUUUGUAUCCAGAUAUUAGUUGUGGGCUUUGUUUUGAUACAACAAAUGAAUGGUGGGAGGGGAGCAGGAAGUUUAUUUUUGAAUGGAAUUGUAAUUCCAAAACCUGGCAUAUAUAGUAGCUGGUUGCUAGCUGUUGGAACUAGUUUCUUGGGGUUUUAUUUUUAAGUCACGCUUUCAGUUUGUCCAUUCACUUCAUUUUUUACAAGUUUAUGUUGCUUUAACACUGGCUCCAUAAUGCAAUAUUGUUUUCACUUUUGAAUUCAUUAGCCUGCCAUAUUCACCCACUUUUGCACUCCUUGGACACAAAGCUUUAAUGAGGAAUUGAACAGAAUGCAAAUGCAAUACUUUUUAAAAACCUAGUAUUUAAAAGUGUGUUUAAUUGUAUAGGGCUAAGCACUAUUUCAGCAUCUUGUGUCAUUUCUGUAUUCUGUAGCUUUUCUCUCUUUCCACUUUAGUAACUUGCACUAAGUUUUGUCACUGUAACCAACUGUAGAACUGCCAUUACUACAAACAAUUUGCACUUAACCAAAUGAUCUCCUUGUUUGUAUAUACUGAAAGGGGGAAAACUGGAAAUACUGUCAAGGUACCUCAGCUAUUCAGCUCCUCUAGAAACCUGCUAUAAAAUUACUCAGAACUACUGUAACUGUUUAUAUAAUUGAAGGAAGCAAAAUGUGAGGAAAAUUUGCUUGAACUGAAAUACUGUUCUGUGCUGGUUGUACUUAAGUGUUAUUCUUUAAUAGUGAGGUGGUUUUUCCCCCCCUUUGCUUUUUAUUUAUUUUUUUUGUCCCCAAUUUUUAUUCCUGCAUUUCAGGCUCUCUUCAGAAGUAACUGGCCUGGGGGCUCUGUAAUGUGUCCCAGCAUGCUCUAGGGCACAAGCUGCCUGACAGGACUUUUCCAAAGCCCCAUGAGACAAUGCUUUCUAUGGACUAAUCGACAGAGGAAAUAGCUGCCAUUUCUAACUUUAUUCUUAUUGUGAGAUCUCAAAAUAAAUCCGUUUACUCUUUAAGCAACUGUGCUUCCUAACUCCUGUGUUGCUUCCAUUACUGUCCUGGUUUUAACCAUUUUGAAGUAUACAAAGGAUUUUUUAAAAACUUUUUUUUUUUGCAGAUGUUCAUGCUCUGGCUAGUCUGUAUGAAGCAUGGGCUGUUGGUGUUUUAAAUCAUUGUAUUUCCAGUAUAGACUGGCAAACUAAAUAAGCUGUUUUUAUAAAUAAAAAAUAUUGACUUAAAAAACCAAAUCAUAGAUUUGUGCAUACAUUCAACUGUUGUGAUUUUAACCUUGUGUGUAACCAAGAUGUUGAACUGUCACAUCAAACAGUAUGUUUGUGACUUGUCACCAAUAAGUUCAGACAUAUGGGUUUGUUAUGAAUUAAAAGUUUGACGCAAUUACAA